Messenger RNA from Melanotaenia boesemani (Boeseman's rainbowfish), 891 nucleotides. RefSeq names its product peptide YYb (gene pyyb). Gene Ontology annotation, biological process: neuropeptide signaling pathway; feeding behavior. The transcript is spliced from 4 exons. NCBI's taxonomy places the organism in Eukaryota, Metazoa, Chordata, Actinopteri, Atheriniformes, Melanotaeniidae. Gene Ontology annotation, cellular component: extracellular region. The coding region runs from base 347 to 637 and encodes 96 amino acids. Gene Ontology annotation, molecular function: neuropeptide hormone activity; neuropeptide Y receptor binding. The record is from RefSeq and is a predicted model, not a curated record.
UGUAAAUGGAAUUAUUCCUAUGAAUUAUCAUCUGAUUUUUUUUCUCCAUGGCUUUUUAUUUCAAAUAAACUUACAAGUUGAACUAAAAGUGUCCAAUAUAGAAACCAUAUCAGUAGAGUUGAGGUCCACGCCGGUCCACCAGUUUUUUUUUUUUUUUUUUUUUUUUUUUUUUUUAAAUAGACACAAGUACCCGUUUACGCGCCGGUCCUUACAGAGAGGGGUGUGGUUAAGUGUUACUCAGUGCGCAUCAGGUAUCCUUCCCACAAUAUAUAAUCCUGUGAAGUGAGAGGAGAGCAACAGGACAGGGGCACCACUGAGGUGAAAGCAUCAGGAGACAAGUCAAACAAUGGCCAAAAUGCUGAGAUCUUGGGUGAUGUUCGCAGCAUUCGUUUGCAUUCUGCUGUGUUUGAGCAGCUUUGCGGACGCGUACCCCCCCAAACCGGAGAGCCCCGGGAGCAACGCCUCACCGGAGGAGUGGGCCAAAUACCACGCAGCUGUCAGGCAUUAUGUCAACCUCAUUACCAGACAGAGGUAUGGGAAGAGAUCAUCCCCAGAGCAGGCGGUGGCUUGGCUGCUGUUCGGUGCAGAUUCGAACCAAGAUGCUGAACCAAGCUCUGACUAUGUUGAUUCGUGGUAAAUUAGCCCAAUGCUGAUCUAAACCCCAACCCCCCACCCCCAGCCACCCAAUCCUUUUAUUUAACACCAAUCAAAACCAUUCGCAAGUGACAACCUGCACUGCACAUUGGACUGACCUUAUAUAUUUAAUUAUGUAAUGUGCAUGCAAAUCUUGUUCUCUCUGUUUGUCUGCUUUUAUUAGUGUCUGUAUGUAAUUUGUUCUUUUGUCAAAAAAAAUGUAAAUAAUUUGUAACAAAAAAAAACAAUCUAUUUACA